Xenopus laevis (African clawed frog) is the source of this 6895-nucleotide messenger RNA. It is a transcript of the gene smg6.L, whose product is annotated as SMG6 nonsense mediated mRNA decay factor L homeolog. The coding region runs from base 57 to 4205 and encodes 1382 amino acids. Gene Ontology annotation, biological process: nuclear-transcribed mRNA catabolic process, nonsense-mediated decay. The record is from RefSeq and is a predicted model, not a curated record. Gene Ontology annotation, cellular component: cytoplasm; nucleus; cytosol. Gene Ontology annotation, molecular function: telomerase RNA binding; manganese ion binding; endonuclease activity. NCBI's taxonomy places the organism in Eukaryota, Metazoa, Chordata, Amphibia, Anura, Pipidae. The transcript is spliced from 19 exons.
GCGGCUUCCGUCGCCGUGCGCUUCUCUUGUUUUGAUUCCUGGCGGUCGCAGGUAAGAUGGCGGCUGCGCUGGAGCGAGUGAGGAUUUCCGCCUCCGACUUACGGGAUAUCCUGGCAGCUGGAGAGAGUGUGAGGAGCGGAGACAACAUGAAAGAAAUUAAGGAGCCGAGAGUGAGAAAAGGGUACAGACGUCCAGACAUUGAGAUCUACAAACCAGGGCUAUCCAGGCUGAGAAUUAAGCCUAAGAUAGAUACAGCUGGGGAGGAUGGUAACCAUUUGGAAGAAUAUAGAGGUGAAGAUUGUACAGAGAAUCUGCCCUCAAUGGUGAAUGGUGGGAGUGUUGCAUCUCUAAUUGAGGAUCAUAGAAAAGAUGCUGGGGAUCUUGAACAGAAUGGCCUUUCAUGUGGGCUCUCAGAAGAUCAAGAUCGAAAAGUCACAAGAAGAACCAAGAAACCAGACCAACAAAUAUACCAGGCUGGAAGACGUGGGCAGCUUCCUGUGAAAGAAACAGUGAGUGAAACAACCAAAGAAGACUUCAUAAGAAAAACAGAAAAACUAAAAAUUGUUGAUGAGGAAGAACAUGAGAAGUAUACGACAAAAGACUCAAAGCCAGCAAACCAUGCCUUAUCUCAGGAAGAAGGGAACUCGAACAACAAGGGUGAGAAAUGGAAGAAGGCUGAAAGGGAGCGAACUAAUAAGACAGUCGAGGACUUGUCCAAGGCAAAAACUGAUGAAGAUGAGAGGAAGAUUGGCUCCACCAAAAGAUAUUCCCAUUCUGAUAAACGCCGAACUCGCACCCGAAAUUGUAGCACAAGCUCUGCUGGUAGUAACAAUAGCAGUGAAGAUGCUCUUUUGACAAAUGUAAAUAAGGUGCGUCAAGAGAGAACAAAACCAGUUGGAGAUCGGAGGGAAAAAGGACGCUUAAAGAAACAGGUAUCUCUUUCUUCAACGGACUCCUUCGAAGAAGAUGUUAGUGAGUACUUUGAAAGUCCUCUGUCAAACCGGUACCGGGAAAAAAAGAAGCAGCUUCCAGGAGACAAGGGCCUGGUAUCCAAAGGCAGUAGUGAUAGGAGAUCAGUCAGCAGGGAUAACACAGAAAAGAGUACACAUGUAGAAUCUGCACUACGAGCUAGCAGAAAUGAAGAAAAUAACAGGAGAAGAGAUGGUAGGGCUGCCCGUCCCCAUAAUUCUGAUUUAGGAAAGGAACAAGUUAGGGAGAAGUCGGCAGAACCAACAAGCAAAGGAAGGGGCAUCCUUAUCCUACCAGCCAAUACUGACUUGUCAUCUGCUGUAGAAGCAAACCACAAUAACACAAAGCCUCUCUUCAUUCCCAAUGGCAACAAAGGGCUUCGUGCCAGAGGGCGCGGAGGUGGAAAUCGACGAUUAUGGGACCCAAAUAACCCUGAUCAAAAACCUGCUCUUAAGCAUCAGAGCCCUCAGCUACACUUUCUGGACACUGAUGACGAAACUUCUCCUUCCUCCCAGGGUGAAGCUUACCAGUCUCUUAACCAGCCAUCGUAUUACAAGUUUCAAAACUCUGAUAACCCCUACUAUUACCCACGCUCACCAUUUCCCUACGGUGGUUUCUCAAUGCCAUAUUCUGUGGGUACUAGAAAUGGCAUGUACCCAGGUGCUUAUUAUUCUGGAUAUCCACCCCAGCCUGGGCACUUUGCUUCUGGGCCAUAUUCUGGUAGCCCCUUAACACCAGAAGAGAUGGAGCGGCAGGUGAGGACUCUGCAGCAGCAGGAACUUAAUCAUAUGCUUAGGAUGGCAGAUAACCAGGAGCUUCAGCUCAGCAACCUUCUGUCUCGUGAUGGAUUCAGCACAGAGGGGUUAAAUAAAAUGGCGUUACUAAGGUCAGAGCUGUUUCAGGUGUAUGAAUGCUGCCUCCUGUCAAACAUAGAACUCUCUGACCAGCAUAAUGUGGAUCAGUUGCUCUGGAAGAAUGUCUUCUACCAAGUCAUUGAAAAGUUCAGGCACUUCUUAAAGGAGCCAUCCUCUGACAGUGAAGAAAUCCGCCGGAAACUGCUUCAAGUUUUGGAUGAAGGCACAGCAUUCUUUGACAGCCUCCUGCAGAAGCUGCAGAUGACAUACCAAUUUAAAUUAGAGGAAUAUAUGGAUGGCAUGGCAAUCCGCAGUAAGCCUCUGCGUAAAAUGGUUAAAUUUGCCUUGAUUAGUGCACAGCGCUGUAUGAUCUGUCAGGGUGACAUAGCCCGUUACAGAGAGCAGGCAGCAGAUACCAGCAACUAUGGGAAAGCUCGCAGCUGGUACCUGAAAGCUCAGCAGAUUGCUCCCAAGAACGGUCGACCAUACAACCAGCUGGCUCUCUUGGCUAUCUAUACUAGGCGGAAACUGGAUGCAGUUUAUUACUAUAUGCGCAGUCUGGCUGCCAGCAAUCCCAUACUGACUGCUAAAGAAAGUCUCAUGAGCUUAUUUGAAGAGACCAAGAGGAAGGCCGACCAGCUGGAACAAAAGCAGCAAAAAGAAAGAGGAGCCAGUCACACGAAUGAUGAUGCCACACGUUCAGAGAUCUGGAUUCACCCCAUACGUGGAGGCAGGGAGUCUGGGGAACGUGAUGCACUUGACACUUUAAGCCCGAGUGAUCUGAACAAACGCUUCCUGCUCAGCUUCCUGCAUGCCCAGGGGAAGCUCUUCACCAGGAUUGGGAUGGAAACGUUUCCCCUGGUGGUAAACAAGGUACUGAAGGAGUUCCAGGCGUUGCUGCAGCACAGUCCAUCCCCGAUCGGCAGCACCCGCAUGCUACAGCUCAUGGCUAUUAAUAUGUUUGCUGUCUACAACUCCCACAGUAAAGAUUGCCAAGCAGAGGACUAUCGUUCUGUAAUGCAAGAGCAAGCCACCUCUCUGGGUCUUUCUAUGUUUUCCCUGCUGGUGUCCAGAUGCAUUCAGCUGCUAAAAGUGCUAAAAAAGGCCCAGCAUAGUGCAAAAGGAAAAGGGCAAACUAUGGAGGAGGAAGAAGAUGAUAUUAAAGUUUCCUCAUUCUUGCCUGAUUUAAAGGAGCUACUUCCCAGUGUAAAAGUAUGGUCAGACUGGAUGCUGGGCCAUCCUGAGACAUGGAACCCUCCACCCAACUCACUCCCUGACCUCAAAGAGCCUAUGAUAGACGUGUGGGGAGUGUUGGCAGAGUUUUGCAACACUUUGACCUCUGUGAACCAGUCCGAGGUCCCUCUUUAUAAAGACCCUGAUGAUGACCUUUCACUCCUUAUCCUGGAAGAAGACCGUCUUCUCUCUGGCUUUGUCCCACUUCUGGCUGCCCCCCAGGAUCCAUGCUACGUGGAGAAGACUUCAGACAAGAUUAUUGCUGCGGAUUGCAAGCGGGUCACAGUCCUGAAAUAUUUCCUGGAAGCAUUGUGCGGACAAGAAGAGCCUCUGCUGGCAUUCAAGGGUGGAAAAUAUGUGUCAGUGGCACCCGUCCCAGACACUAUAGGAAAGGAAACAGGAAGCCCAGAGGGAAACCAACUGGAAGAUCAGGAUGAUGUAGUGAUUGAAGAGUAUGAAGAGGAUUCAGAACCAGAAAGCAGCGGGGCAGAGCAUGGUUUCAGAGAACUUCGAGCCAAGAAACAGGCACUAGCCAGGAAGGUUGAAGAGCAAAAACGUCGUCAACGGAAGAUUCAGGCUGUCCUGGAUGGAAAGACAAGACUUCUACAACUGGAAAUCUGUCCAUUGUUUCUUGUGCCGGACACAAAUGGAUUUAUUAACCACCUUCCUGGCCUUGAGCAUCUCUUGUCCUGCCAGAUAUAUAUCCUGGUCAUCCCUCUUAUAGUUAUCCAUGAGUUAGAUGGCCUUGCUAAGGGUCAAGAGUUUGAUCAGCGCAACGCAGACCAUGCAAGGGCACUUCAGGAGAAAGCAAGAAAAGCCAUUCAGUUCCUGGAGCAAGGUUUUGAGGCUCGUGAACCUUACCUGAGAGCACUUACUAGUCGCGGGAAUGAGCUGGACUCCAUUGCUUUUCGUAGUGAAGAUAUCUCUGGGCAGAAGGGUAACAAUGAUGACCUUAUACUUUCCUGCUGUCUACAUUACUGCAAGGACAAUGCAAAGGAAUACAUGCACUCAAGGAAAGAUGAACCCAUCCGCUUAAGAAGGGAAGUUGUUCUUCUGACUGACGACCGCAACCUCAGAGUAAAGGCUCUGACUCGGCACGUCCCUGUCCGUGAUAUCCCGGCAUUCCUCAAGUGGGCCAAAGUGGGGUGAAGCAGAUUUUGGAAAGGAACAACCCUUAUGUGCAAGAAAGAAAAUAGAAGAAUAUACAGUGUGUGACCCAAAGGGGUGAGAGGUCGUUACAGGCAGCCCUGAUAAAGCAACCAACCUCCCCCUGCCAAACCACACAUGCACUCCAGGCUCCAACUCACCACCUGCAAUAAACUAAAGCAAAAAUGUCCCAUCAAGCACCCUCCUAUCAUAAGAGCACUGUGAGCUGUGUGUUAGCACAGAGUAGUGUGGGUGGGGGGGGGGGCAUACACAAUCAUGGAAAUUGUCAGUGUGUGUUGGUUCUUACUGGUCUGAGGGAUGCCGAUUUAGAGGGGUGAACAUUCACAGCAGGAAGUUACUAAAGAAAUCUCCCACCCUUUAAUUUUUGUCUUUCCUAUGUAGAAAGCUCCUACUUGUAGCACUUUGCUUUAGUGAGGCUUGAACCUCAUUGAGUUUUGUAAGCCUCACUUGCAGCAAUGUGUUGUCCUUUCUCUGCACCCAUUUCCUAGAGCCUUUAUCUUUUGUUUUUCUAUGCUGUUUUAUAAUUAAGUUUUUAGUUUAUGAUGUGUGUGGUUUUGUUUUUUUUAGUAUGCCUUUUGAUGUAUGGGGAAAGCCUGUGGUAAAAAUGUGUAGCUUUUUACUCUGCUGCCAUCUAAAUUUUUAGUUGAAGAUCUCCGGUCUGUGAGAUGUAUGUUGUUUGCUUCUUUACUCUGAUUUUAGGCAUCUUCUCUUUAGCUUCUUGUUAGCUUGUGGUGGGAGAGACUUGGAUUGUGUGUUUCUCAUUUUGGCAGCCAGAUAUAUUCCUCGCCCAUUAGGUGCAGGGAUAUGCUUCGGAGGUACAACCAUUAGGUAAUAGGGAUAUGGGGCUUUAAAAAGACUAGAUUGAUGUUCUUCCGCUUCUUGACCGAACGCGAACACUGAACACACCAGGUUACACAGAUGUUCUCGGCAGGUUUCCCUGGCAGUGAAUGAGCUCAGCAGUUUCUGUCAUUGCUGGCCAAGACUUGACAUCUGAAAAUCCUAAAAGUCUUCUUUAGGUCCUGAUGUCAUCCUUUCCCCUAAUUCUUUAUAAGAUCAGUCUGUGGGGAUAAAGGAAGAGAGCAACCACAUGGGCCUAGCUACAUCCUCUUUGGCCUCCCUGUUUGCUUAACAUUUAACCCUUUAUUACUCGCAGAAGAUGUUAACACUUCAAUGCCAGCACAUUUUGGGCAAGUAAAGGAAUUUCAGUGCUCUUUGUCGAACAUCAAAAUACGCAGAAAUUGUGUUAAUUAACAUCUGCCAGCCAGCAUUACCGUGAGGAUAGGUCUGUUAAUAUAUGACCAUGAGAAUGUGUGUUGAACAGCUAAGUGGCUUUAACUGUAUGCUGUGCUAGGGAUGGAUAAGGUAUGAAAGCGUUGAAGGUUCACUCGAGAGCAGGGAAAUAAUGUAUUUUAGCUGACAAAUAUGGAGGGGUUUUUUUUUUUUGCUGUUUUACAUUUUUGUUUGUAUAUAAUUUGUGUUUCAUUAGGUAAAUAAGAAAAGGCCAGGUAGAUUUAUGGUGUCAUGUAGAUGGUUUAAACUUUCUAAUGGCUUCUAAUACAAGUGCAUCAGUGUUUCCACUAUGGAUGUAGAGCCAAAUGCUAUAGUGAUACUGCAGAAUAUGUCUGUUAUAUUUCCCAUCACAACUUUCCUCUAUAUGCCGAUUUGCUUAUUAUUUCACCAUUAUGAGCAUUUCUUGUGUAGUGUUGCACAGAUAUAUAGGUGAUCUCAUAAACUGCAAAUACCUAACUUAAGGGUCCAUUAAAUACACACACGCGUAUAUUUACAUGCAAAAGCGUAUAUUUCCCUAUGGUUCUCCAAUUAUUUUUAUUGCCAUCUAAAGAAAACAAUAUCCUUUUAAAAAAAAUAAUAGGGCUUAUCUUUUGUUUAUGGCAUGCCAUGGAGUGUUAGGGCACAGUGUGUUGCGUGCACAUGCAUACCAUCUUUCUUUGUAUUUAUACCUAUGUUAUUUGAUUUGGCAAAGAUAAACAAGAAUAUAUUGUGCAGACUGCAGUCAAUCCCGCUAGCAAUGAUCCUACGUGGAUGGUGAACCUUUGCGCUGGUUCCGACUCAUCUCAAAACAUUUUCUUAGGGAACAGUGAUAAUUGCACCGUUUCGUACAUGACCACUGGGUAUUCUGCCCGUUCAGUCUAUGGCGAAUAUGUACAGUAAACAACUUGGUAGUUCUUAAACACUUGCAUACAUGCAAAAGCAUAUAGAUUGAAUACUCAACUGCUUAUUUAAGUGUAAAUAUAUAGAAAUGCGUUUCAUUAUAGUUUACCUUUAAAACGACCCAUUGCCUGAGUACUAUGUUGUCUUUGUGUUUCUCAGAUCUAUAAGUCUUUUCUUAGGGGGAAAAGAAUCCCUUUGAUCACAGUUUCAAGUACAAUGUGUGUUUGGAUAUUUUGUGAAUAUGUAGCAUGUCUCGCCGUAGCACCUCCCAAGUGAUCCCAAUUGCUUAGCCAUCACUAGUUAUGUAUUCGCUUAUGUUUUAGGAUGCUCUAUAUUUCUGCAAUUUAUCAAAGACCUUGUGCUUAGGGGUGUUUUAGGUGUGAGCCCUUUGCACUUGUAGUGGAUCAGUGUGUUAUAGCCUGCAUAUUCUCACUCAUGUGCAUACCAUGCUUCAUAACGUUUUCUUACUUACACACUCUCAAUAAAACUUGUUUUAAUAAUAA